Messenger RNA from Vespula pensylvanica (western yellowjacket), 2770 nucleotides. RefSeq names its product T-box transcription factor TBX20-like. Gene Ontology annotation, cellular component: nucleus. The transcript has 6 exons. The record is from RefSeq and is a predicted model, not a curated record. NCBI's taxonomy places the organism in Eukaryota, Metazoa, Arthropoda, Insecta, Hymenoptera, Vespidae. Bases 130 to 1803 code for a protein of 557 amino acids. Gene Ontology annotation, molecular function: DNA-binding transcription factor activity, RNA polymerase II-specific; RNA polymerase II cis-regulatory region sequence-specific DNA binding. Gene Ontology annotation, biological process: positive regulation of DNA-templated transcription; regulation of transcription by RNA polymerase II; cell fate specification.
GAGGAGGAAGAGGCGGAGGAGGAGGAGGAGGAGGAGGAGAGGAAGAAGAAGAAGAAGAAGAAGAAGAGAAACGCGAAGACGUUAGAAAGAAAGGAACGAGCGAGCGAGCGAGUUGUCGCGCGAGAAGGGAUGCCUGCGAAGGGGGAGAGGGGUAAGGCGACGGACUUUAGCAUCGCGGCCAUCAUGGCGCCCAGGGGUCCGUCCUUCGGGCAUUACCACCUGCAGGGCAUCGGCAACGCCGCCACCGGCCUCGAGUGUCCUACAGCUAAGGGAUUCGUCGCUGGAUCGACCCUCGAUCAUCGCGCGAGAACGUCGCCGGUCAACAUCGUGGCGACCGCCACCGUGGUGACGGACGACGAGGCCCUGCUGGUCGAGGAGGAGGUCGAGACGUGCGAGGCCGAGAGCGAGGGCACGGAAAAGUCGACCAACGAGGAGGACGAGGAGGUCGACGUGGACGUCGACGUCGAGGAGUGUAGCAGCGUCGAGGACGGACCCGUUCACGGGCUUCCGGACGAUCUCAGUACCGGCUCGUCCUCCUCCUCCUCGAGGAAAUACGACGGGGCUAAUGGCGUUCCCGGGUGCAACGAGCAUCACGAGAGAAAGCACAGACUCAGGACGAGCUGCAACUCUGACGAGCUCCGGGACGUCGAGUGCCAGCUCGAGACCAAGGAUUUGUGGGAUAAGUUCAACGAACUCGGCACGGAGAUGAUCAUCACCAAGACCGGACGCCGGAUGUUCCCCACCUGUCGCGUCUCCUUCCGAGGAUUGAAAACGGAAGGCCGUUACGCGGUACUGAUGGACAUCGCGCCGGUCGACAACAAGAGAUAUCGAUACGCCUAUCACAGAAGCUGUUGGCUCGUGGCCGGGAAGGCAGAUCCACCGGCGCCACCUCGUCUCUACGUCCAUCCGGAUUCACCGUUCACCGGGGAUCAACUCGCGAAGCAAGUGGUCUCCUUCGAGAAGGUCAAGCUCACCAACAACGACAUGGACAAGCACGGCCAGAUCGUUUUGAACUCGAUGCACAAGUAUCAACCCAGAAUACAUUUGGUGAGAUGCAAGCAAACGGACGACAACAAUCUCCAGAUCAGCGAUCUCCGAAAAGAGGAACACAAAACGUUCAUCUUCCCCGAGGCGAUCUUCACCGCGGUCACGGCCUACCAAAAUCAGCUGAUCACGAAGCUGAAGAUCGACAGUAAUCCGUUCGCGAAGGGUUUCAGAGACUCCUCGAGGUUGACGGAUUUCGAUCGAGAUCCUAUGGAGCUGAUGGAGCAACAGCUGGUGAGAUGCGGAGUACCACCGGUGAGAUUGUACGAGCACCUAGCGAUAUCCUCGCCGGCGGCGGCGGCGGCAGCGGCUGCCGCUGCAGCCGCCGCGGCCGCUGCUCUCGGUGCUCAACAGCAACAACAUCAGCAGCACCAGCAUCAGCAUCAGCACCAGCACCAACACCAGCAACAUCAGCAGCAGUCGCAGGAGAACGGAGGACACGCGACGGCCGCGGCUUUGGCACCGUGGCUCACGGCGGCGGCGGGUGCUUCUACGGCUCUCCUUUACGGCGCCGCCGUCGGACAGACUCACCCCGCGAACAGAGCCGCCACUGGCUCACCCUCUCCCUAUCAUCCCGCGGCGGCCUCGACUUUUCCCUACCCUACUGCCCUAGGCUGGUCGUGGCAACCGCCACCGGUCGCGAUCAUCUCCCGACGGACCUCGCCACCCUCCGCUACCCUCAGGUACGCGCCCUAUCCUCAUCCCAGCGGUACGCCACCGCCUACGACCCUGCGCGCACGCCCGUCCACCCCCAAUUAGCGAGCCAUACGCUACCGUCUCUCCGCUUCUUCUUCUUCUUCUCCUCCUUCGACCUUGCUCCUAGAAGAAUGACAUUUCCCCUCCUCCCCCCUCACCCUCUCUACUCCCUGCGUGUAUCUAUGUAACAUACGUGGCCAAGUUUUUGCGAUAGUGAAAACGGAGACGUUGUAAAUUCCUAAGUAGAUGUAAAACGCGUUCUUUUCUUUCCGUUAAUCGUAGUCUAGUCUCGCGCGAAGAAAAUUCGACGAUUCGUCGAUCGGAGGACAUUGAAAAACAAAAAAAGAAGAAAAAGAAAAGAAAAGGAAAAGAAAGAAAAGAGGAAAAAGUUCCGUUCGACGGAUACUCGCGUUGUGUUUCGCGCGCAGCCAAAGAGAAAGAGCGAUCUUUCUUUUUCUUUUUUUCUUUUCGCUCCUCGAGGAUCUCCCAACGUCUCCCUAUUUAUGUAGACGUAAUUCCACGUAGGUGUGUCUUGUAAUCUUAUCGAUACGGAAGGAAACGAGCGACGAGCGUUCUUAAAUUCUAAUGCAUGAGAGAGUUUUAUCCGCCGAAGCCGCUUCGAAGGACGAUAAUUGUAAAGUAGAAAGUGCGAAGAAGGAAGUCUCGUCGUUGUUUCGCUUGGAACGAUGCGAGCUUUCUUCCAUGUUAGAGUUUAACGCGUAAACUUUUGUAUAUACAAGAGUACCUCUAUACGGAUCUGUAUGAUAUAUUUCUCGUACGCUUCGAGCGAAGAGCGCGCGUCCGUUUUGCGUGUAUGUGCGUUUUGCUUGCGUGUUGCGUGAACGUCGAGUACGAAAGAGAGAAAGACUCAAUAAUAGUUGUACCAUAUACCGCGAUAGUAUUAAUGCGUCUUCCUCGAAGACGAUGUAAUUUGUACAUAAAGAAUUCCGAUGGUAGAGCAUAGUUUCAACGCCCGUAUUUCUCGAUGUAGCAGGACAAAAAAAAAUAAAAUAAAAUGAAUUUUCAUUAA